Molecule: messenger RNA, 636 nt
Organism: Oncorhynchus masou masou (cherry salmon)
Lineage: Eukaryota; Metazoa; Chordata; Actinopteri; Salmoniformes; Salmonidae
Product: nuclear pore complex protein Nup50-like
Exons: 3
Biological process (GO): protein import into nucleus
Source: RefSeq, a predicted model, not a curated record
AUGAAAACGGGGAGGAGUCGGAUGAACCUCCCAAAGUGGAAGUCCAGGAGAUUAAGGAGACUGACGCGUUCUACUCCAAAAAGUGUAAACUGUUCUAUAAGAAAGAGACGGAGUUCAAGGAGAAGGGAGUUGGAACGCUGCAUCUGAAAACCACCUCAGACGGAAAGACACAGCUGCUAGUCCGCGCUGACACCAACCUGGGUAACAUCCUGUUGAACAUCAUGGUCCAGCCCUCCAUACUCUGUUCCAGGAUGGGAAAGAACAACGUGAUGGUGAUGUGUGUUCCUAACCCUGUCGUGGACCACAACAACCCUACCAACCCUGUCGCCAUGCUCAUCAGGGUCAAAACAGCAGAGGACGCUGAUGAACUACACAACAUACUGGAGGAGAAGAAAGCUUAGAGGACGAGCCCCCUGGAGGGGUACAGGCUGGCCCCACUCCUCCCUUCUGCCUAUCAACUAACCCCAGGGCCAGUCCUGUACCCCUAGCCACCCCAGGUCCAGUCCUGUACCCCUCCACCCCAGGGCCAGUCCUGUACCCCCCUCCACCCCAGGGCCAGUCCUGUACCCCCCUCCACCCCAGGGCCAGUCCUGUACCCCUCCACCCCAGGGCCAGUCCUGUACCCCUCCACCCCAG